Sciurus carolinensis (gray squirrel) is the source of this 9054-nucleotide messenger RNA. RefSeq names its product angiomotin like 1 (gene Amotl1). The transcript has 13 exons. The coding region runs from base 285 to 3251 and encodes 988 amino acids. Gene Ontology annotation, biological process: hippo signaling; actin cytoskeleton organization; regulation of cell migration. NCBI's taxonomy places the organism in Eukaryota, Metazoa, Chordata, Mammalia, Rodentia, Sciuridae. The record is from RefSeq and is a predicted model, not a curated record. Gene Ontology annotation, cellular component: plasma membrane; bicellular tight junction; cytoplasmic vesicle.
GGGGUGGAGUGUAGGGUUACAGUGACGAGCCCGGGCGACCCUCCCCGACCCGCGCGCGGGGAGCGGGGAGCGCGGGCGGCGGCGGGAGCGCGCGGGACUCUCUAGGACCCAGCUGCGGUUGUCGGGCUUGGGACUGGAGGUGAAGCCCUGGCAUUUCUCUCCUUCCUGUGUGAAUGGGGUUGAUUGUCGGGCACCACUUCCCCGCGCUGCCCCACGCCAUGCCCAGAGCGCUGCCCAGCAGCCGCCUUCCCCCGCCGCGGGACUGAACUAGCCAUGAUCGCCUCAUGUGGAGGGCAAAGUUGCGCCGGGGAACUUGUGAGCCUUCGGUGAAAGCACCCGCUCCUGUCUCUUACAGCCCCAGCAGUCCUGUGCAGAUUCUAGAAGACACCAGCUACUUUUUCCCAGACUUUCAGCUCUACUCUGGGAGGCAUGAAGCAUCUGCUUUGACGGUGGAGGCAAACAGUAGCAUCAGGGAAAAAGUUGAGGAUCCUCUUUGUAACUUCCACUCCCCGAACUUCCUGAGGAUCUCAGAGGUGGAAAUGAGAGGUUCCGAGGAUGCAGCAGCUGGAACAGUAUUGCAGCGGCUGAUCCAGGAGCAACUGCGGUAUGGCACCCCCACUGAGAACAUGAACUUGCUAGCCAUUCAGCACCAGGCCACAGGGAGUGCAGGACCAGCCCACCCUACAAACAACUUUUCUUCCACGGAAAACCUCCCUCAAGAAGACCCACAAAUGGUCUACCAGUCAGCACGCCAGGAACCGCAGGGUCAGGAACACCAGGUGGACAAUACGGUGAUGGAGAAACAGGUCCGGUCCACACAGCCUCAGCAGAACAAUGAGGAACUGCCCACUUAUGAGGAGGCCAAAGCCCAGUCACAGUUCUUCAGGGGGCAACAGCAGCAGCAGCAGCAGCAACAACAACAGGGGCCUGUGGGACACGGUUACUACAUGGCUGGGGGCACCAGUCAGAAGUCCCGCACUGAGGGGAGGCCCACGGUGAACCGUGCCAACAGUGGACAGGCUCAUAAGGACGAGGCGCUGAAAGAACUGAAGCAGGGCCAUGUCCGCUCUCUGAGUGAGAGAAUCAUGCAGCUGUCGUUGGAGAGGAAUGGUGCUAAGCAACACCUCCCUGGCUCAGGGAAUGGAAAGGGGUUCAAAGCAGGAGGUGGGCCCUCUCCGGCCCAGCCUGCUGCAAAAGUGCUAGACCCUCGUGGUCCUCCCCCUGAGUAUCCCUUCAAGACCAAGCAAAUGAUGUCCCCGGUCAGUAAGAACCAGGAUCACGGACUUUUCUACAGUGACCAGCACCCUGGGAUGCUUCACGAGAUGGUCAAGCCUUACCCUGCUCCUCAGCCUGCUAGAACAGAAGUGGCCGUGCUGAGAUACCAGCCACCCCCAGAGUAUGGGGUUACAAGCCGCCCAUGCCAACUUCCGUUCCCGUCGACCGUGCAGCAGCACAGCCCCAUGUCCUCCCAGACCUCCUCCGUCAGUGGGCCACUGCACUCCGUCUCCUUGCCACUUCCACUUCCAAUGACCUUGGCAGCUCCACAGCCCCCGCCUUCCGCCUCCCCCAGCCAGCAGCUUGGUCCAGAUGCGUUUGCAAUUGUGGAGCGCGCCCAGCAAAUGGUGGAGAUACUAACUGAGGAGAACCGAGUGCUUCACCAGGAGCUUCAGGGUUACUACGACAAUGCUGACAAACUCCACAAGUUUGAAAAAGAGCUCCAGAGAAUUUCAGAAGCCUAUGAGAGUUUGGUGAAGUCUACCACCAAGCGAGAGUCACUGGACAAGGCCAUGAGAAACAAACUGGAAGGAGAGAUCAGAAGACUUCAUGAUUUCAACAGAGACCUCCGAGAUCGUCUGGAGACAGCCAACAGGCAGCUGUCCAGCAGGGAGUAUGAAGGACAUGAGGACAAAGCUACAGAGGGGCAUUAUGCUUCCCAGAACAAAGAAUUCUUAAAGGAAAAGGAGAAGUUAGAGAUGGAGUUAGCAGCUGUGCGAACUGCGAGUGAGGACCAUCGGAGACACAUUGAGAUCCUGGACCAGGCUUUGAGCAAUGCCCAGGCCAGAGUCAUCAAACUGGAAGAGGAGCUGCGAGAGAAGCAAGCCUACGUGGAGAAAGUUGAGAAGCUGCAGCAGGCCCUGACCCAGCUGCAAUCUGCAUGUGAGAAGCGAGAGCAGAUGGAGCGUAGACUGCGAACAUGGCUGGAGAGAGAGCUGGAUGCACUGAGGACCCAGCAGAAACAUGGAAAUGGCCAGCCAGCCAGUAUGCCAGAAUACAAUGCUCCAGCCCUCAUGGAACUCGUGCGGGAGAAGGAGGAGCGGAUCCUGGCCCUGGAGGCUGACAUGACCAAGUGGGAGCAGAAGUACCUGGAGGAGAGCACCAUUCGGCACUUCGCCAUGAGUGCUGCAGCCACAGCUGCAGCUGAGAGUGUGAACACCAGCCUGCCCGUUUUGUGUCUGUUUGUGUUGAAAACAAGCAAGAAGGCUCCUGUUAUCCAGUGCAUGUCCUGUGUUCCCAGGGACACCACGAUCAUCAACCACUCGAGGAAUGGCAGCUACGGCGAGAGCUCACUGGAGGCCCACAUCUGGCAGGAGGAGGAGGAGGUGGUGCAGGCCAACAGGAGGUGUCAGGACAUGGAAUACACUAUUAAAAAUCUCCAUGCCAAAAUCAUAGAGAAGGAUGCCAUGAUUAAAGUCCUUCAGCAGCGAUCCCGUAAGGAUGCUGGGAAGACUGACUCCUCCAGCCUGCGGCCAGCUCGCUCUGUCCCAUCCAUUGCAGCGGCCACUGGGGCACACUCCCGCCAGACCUCACUUACCAGCAGCCAGCUGGCCGAAGAGAAGAAGGAAGAGAAGACCUGGAAAGGUAGCAUAGGGUUGCUGCUAGGAAAAGAGCACCAUGAGCAUGCUUCUGCCCCUCUGCUGCCAACCCCACCGGCUUCUGCACUGUCCCCUGCGGCCUCCACAACGUCAGCUAGCAGCGCCCACGUGAAGACGGGCAGCAAGGACAGCAGCACCCAGACCGACAAGAGCACUGAACUCUUGUGGCCCAACAUGGCCUCGCUCCCCAACCGCGGCAGGCUGAGCACCACCCCUUCCAACAGCCCUGUCCUGAAGCACCCAGCCACUAAAGGGACCGCGGAGAAACCUGAGAAUUCUCCCGGCCACGGGAAGUCACCGGAGCACAGAGGCCGUGUCAGCAGCUUGCUACACAAGCCCGAGUUCCCUGAUGGAGAAAUGAUGGAAGUUCUCAUUUAACUCUGUCAUCCCUGCUGAAUUUCAUUAUGGAACACAAACAAGGAGAGUGGCAGAGGAAAAGAAAGAUCAGGAAGGUUGCAGAUGGGAAACCAGGAAUGAUGUGAACUGAUAAAGAGUUCAAAUUAAUAAGAACAUUUUUUAUAAAUGUUAAAAACCAGAGACCUACAUGACUGCAGAGAGAAGAGAAUGCUAUGAAUUUUUAUUGCAUAUAGCAGAAGGGAGAAGAUACAUGUAGGUUUGGAAACAAAGUUAAGAAGAAAUAGGAAAUGGAGUUUUUUAUUGUAUAGAAAUUGUACCUCCUGGGAAGGCUCCAUGUACCCCCAUCUCUGGUUAUAAACAGGAAAACCUGAACAUGGGCCUUCCUUGGAAUAUCCCCAUUCUCCUUGCCUCUUAGCAUGUUUGGCUUAAGAAGAACCUUCUAGAAAUCUCUAGAGCCCAUCUCGAUAUAAUAUAGCCCCCUGGCUGUUGUGGGGUGUCCUAUGAGUGUGUGUAGGCUUGGCAGUGAGAAGAAAUGUCCAAGAUCAGGGAGAAUUUUGAAGGCGGGCUUCACCCAAUUACCUCUUUGGUUUGGAUCUUUAGGAGAUUUAUGGGUUUCUUAGGUUUUCUGGAUUCAGCAGUGUUUUCUAAACAGGAUGGGAGCAUUAUGAUCUUGGUCUUUAUCUUCCCUCACUUCUCUGAGUUUCUCUCUGCUUCACUUUCUUUCAAUUUUUACUUUUUUGUAGUUCUUUCAUUAACUUUCUUUUUAAGAUGUGGCAGCCUUACUUAGGUAUGGGACUUAGGACAGUAGUGUCUGCCUGUCAUCCUUCUCGCUAUGUCUAAUAAUGGCCAGUAGGACAAGCCACCUGCUGGCUCCCCAGCUGCUUCCUCCACCUUUGCACAGUGGGCUGCACCUGUGCAUCUCCUGCUGACUGUCAGCUAGGGAAGCUUUGAUGGGACAGAGGGUUCCAUAGGUCACUGUGAGAUCUUGCAUCAAGACCACGGCGCUGACUUUUUUGUCUCACGUCACCUUUCUUGCAAGGAACCUGACAUAUCCAUACCAUUUUUCUGCCAGAGUAAGACUUUCAGGAUAGCUCUGCAGAAAAUGGAUGACAGUUUACAAACAGUUGACUUGGUAGCCUGGGGAAUCUUGCCAGGCACCCCUGUACUGCUUUCUUGUAUCUGGGGCUCACAAGCUUAUUCACCACUCUCCCCUCCCCUGCACACUCCUCUACUGGCUGUUGCUGAGUCUGCAGACUUCUCUGCCUCAGCUUCUGCCAUGAACUUACUUUGUAAUCUGUCAGGCCAGUAUAUAUACAAUGUGGUCAGGUUUUUCAAGGUUUCAGUUGUGUGGUAGUGUAUCCAAAGUGAGACAGAAAUGCCAUUGGACAAGAACCAGGAGUGAGUGAGGAAGUGGGCCUCUUGCACCCCUGCUGUGAUAUUCAUGCAGCACUGGCUUCCCUUCCAGAUGGAGGAGAUGCUGGCUUAGACAAGAGGGGAAGCUCAUCAGGUGUUAGAUGCUCUUGUAGGGGCCUGAAUCUUUCUCCCAAGUCAGCCGGAUCAAUGCUUUCCCUGGCCCCUUUCCUCAUGCUUCCUUUGGAGAAGCAGGCAAGGGGAAACAAGUUUAAGAUUUGUAAGUACCUCCUAAAUGAACACUGAAGACAACACUACUCAGGAAACUUUGCUUGGGUAGCUUAUUUAGAACUGAUCUUCACAGUGUAACCUGGGCAGAGUUAGAGCAUCCACACACUGAGGUGGUAGAAGGAAGAUGAGAGGUGUGGGCCAGAGGGAAAGGAGGAAAUCCAUGGCUUGCCCAGCAGGCCUCUGAGCUAUCUGACAUGACAGAGUGAGUGGGAGCUGACACUCCAAGCACUGCUGUGGGGUGGGUCCUGAGCUUUGUGCUAUCUGCUUCUCCUCUAGUCUCACAUUGAGCCUCAGAGUAAAAACUACAUAGUGGAAAAGUGAGGCAGCUCUGAGACAUGAGCUGGUCCCAUGACCUGGUGUUUGGAAGUCCUCCUCAGUGGAGAAAGCGUUGAGCAUGGCCAGGGUUGGGGUGGGGCAGAAGAUCCCACCCCAGGCUCUGUUCUUGUCACUUUUCACAAGAAUGAGGUUAAUGGCAACUAACUCUCUUAAAGACAUUUGGACCCCAAUUAAUGUUGGGCAUAGGCCCCAAUAAAUGUUGGAUAUAGACCAGAAAGCAAAGUGUCCAGUGAUGUAAAGUCAUCUCUGCCAGCUCCACUCCCUUGGCUGAGCCACCCCAGACUUAGGCUGUCUCCCCAGCAAUGGGUAAGAUCGAGAGCCACAGCCCACUUUCCCCCAAAUCCUGAUCUGCAUAUUCCAAACACCAAAUUGGCAUUUUUGGGCAUGAGGUUUGCUCUUGUGGGACCUCCUGAAUUUUCAAGCAUCUUUCAGGACACAGAUGGAGACAGGACCAUUUUCCAGGGCUUCAGUUACAGUUGCGUGUGGCUUGUGCAAUCUUUUCUUUCUCCUAACCUAUUACGACCCCUCCUUAUUCUUCUCUGGGAGGCCUCCUGCCAAGCCAGAGCCCUUUCAGCAUCAUAGUUCCCUUGAAAGCUAGCUUGCCUGCAGGUACUGUACAGUGUCUUCCGUCAUCUGAUUUUGGGAAGAAUGCUAGCUAUAUUUUUUAAUACUGACUCUAUGUGAGCACCGUACCUGAGGAGCAGGAACAAGUUUACUCAUUGCAGGAAUGCAGAAACUGGCUCAGGAGAGUGAAGUCUCUUCUCAAAGCCUCACAGCCAGGACAAGCUAGAUCUAAAGCAAAGGCUUAAAGAGGAGCCGAGACCACAGCUGCCUGGCCUUAAACAUGACCGGCAGCACUACAUCUGGAUUCUCUAUCUUUGUGUUUGCAAACACACACACACACACAUAAACACCCCUCUGCUGCACGUCUCAGGGCCUAAAAAAUAGGACUAAACCCACAACUCCUAGAAUUGCCCAUAAACACCAGCAUAGUUGGAAAUCUUUGUGUUCUAUUAUAAGCACAGCUACAAAAUGUAUCUAAAAAAUAUUUGCAGACUGGGGCUGUGGCUCAGUGGUGUGCUUGCCUAGUUUGAUCCCCUGUACUGUAGAUAAAUAAGUUGGUUACAUAUAAAAAUAUUUCCAUGUUGUCCGGAGUUCUGGGCUUUUUCAGAAGUUCCCAGGGGCAUCUGCGCAUAGAACUUGACGGUCGUGUCUCCAGGUGAAGGGUAAACAAAAACUUUGGCUUUGCAUGAAAGUAUCCCAGAGUAAUUUGGCUUCAUCUUUGAAUGGGUUGUCGGGUCAUUUCUGUGUAUUGCCAGGGUAUGAGAUGAAAUAUUUGAAGUUGUUGGGUUUACUAGACAUUUACUAACUAGUUAGUUCUGUACAUAAGAACUAUUACUGCUGUGAGUUCAUAUAACUAAGCUGCCAGGAAAAACAUUAUUUUCAAAAAUAUCACAGCAUGUACAGAACACUUGCUCAGCAUUUUCUUUUCUUGGCAUUCCUUCUGCUUCCCACAGCCUGGUGGCCAGUGACAGUGUGGAGUUCACAUAUUCUCCCCAAGCCUGCAGGGCAGGACUGCCUAGUUCCGCCUGGGCUUUGAUUGGGAGGGCAGGGAUGGCAGAGCCCCUCUGGCUACAGUCCCAUGAGGGUCACCUUUUGGAACCCUUGUCUGUGCCUGAGUCUACAGGGCUAGGAGGAAUACAUAUCCAGACAGUCGCUCCAAAUAAGUUCUGAACUUGGAAGAGAGAAUGCUGUGAUUCUGUUGCUCAGGGAAGAGGCUUUCAGAAUGUCCCUGCAGAAAAGCCAGUCAUUACUCCUAUCCAUUUCCACCUGGAUUGGCCUCUCCCACCUGGGCCCUCAAGAGUCAGUGACUGAAGCGCCUUUAUGCCAGUGCAGGGGGAAUAAGAAGUUGUCCUCCCUGGCAGCCUUUAGAAACCCAGAGGUGUACAUAAACACAGCUGAGGCUGGGGUCCUAGGAGGCAGUGAAGAAGAGAUGGGGUUUAAAAGAUUUCAAGGCAGGCAGCUCACAUGGAGAAUGCAGAGACCUAUGCUGAGCAAAGAGAUAUGCUUCCCAAAACCAAAGUUGUGCUCCAUGUCUGCACUGGAGCAAUGAGGAGCUUGUUUCUCAGUGUUUCCUGAAUGACCUUGCACACCUCUUAGGCAAAGGAGUCUUGUGGCCAUUUUAAGUGGGAUCACAAGUAUUUUUUAAAUAGCAAAGGCUUUGAGAAGCCAGAGAAUCCACCAGUAGCUUCUCCACAUCCCAAAACCUGAGGCAACCGUGCUAUAUCCUUUAUAAAUGUUGACUUACUUUUUCUUUUUGAUUUUUAUUUUCUGCUAAUUAAUCAAUGUGUUUGAAAUGUUUUCAUUUGAUGUGAGGAUUGUUCAGUGCAUUUGCCUCUGGUGUGUGGCUCCACAGAGAUGGACAGAAUAAUUAAGAAGUCUCCAGAAAUUUGUCAGCUGGGAGCAUGCAAAGGUUAGCAUUUCAGUAAAAGAAUUUCUUCUGGAACUAAUGAGCGAUUUUUUUCUCUUCCUUUUAAGAAGUAUACACUUUUCUUAUUUAGUAAUUUAAUGAUAUAUUAAGAUGUGUUUAUGUAAGUGCUUACAUAUGAGGUAUGACUCUAGGGUUGUGAGUGUAGAAUUUAAUAUGCAGAAAAUCCAAGUGUUUCAUCUCACCCCACCUUCCUUUGAAAGGUGUCCCUUUGAGAGACUAUGUCAUCAUGACUGCAGUGCUGUCUAAGUCAUGAAAACACUUUGGGAACUCCUCUGUUAGAGAGACCUUUGGGGCCUGGCAUGUUCCUUUGAUUCUCUUUAGAGGUGAGGAGUCUUUAUCCUUUGAAGACAGAUUUAAGUUUUAGACAUAAUCCCAAGUUGUUGACAGCACAGGUGAAUGAAUAAAGAUGGCCAUUAAAGUAAGUCGCUUCAUUCUUGUUUCUAAAAAAAUGAUCUUAUAGUGUCUUGGAAUGAGUUUUGGAUUCAGAGCCUCUCAAAGUGCCCAUUCAAGGAAGGACAGUACUCAGCAGAAUGUGCAGCUUCUAGAGGAUUCUUUUUUAGAAGGCUGUUCUCUUGCCAUGCCUCGUAUGUGUUCACGUCUCUGCAUACACGACAGAUGUAAGUGCAUAUUCGUUAGUAUGAAUAUCUGGUAGGUAUUCUUUAAAACCGAGUUAGACUUAAGAGCAUGUUAUUGUCAUGUAUGCUGUGAUUGAGGUGUUUCUUUGUCAUGGAACUUUUCUUCUUCACAGAGUUAAACACUGUCCUCUAUAUAAGGCAGUACAUAUACAGCAUAUUCUUGUAUCAGCUGCUGAAGUUUUGACGCCCAGUGUUGUGUUGACAUGUGAUUUUUGCCUAGGACUCUGUUCUCAGAUAGACACCUGUGAGUAUUUAUUACGAAGCAGAAUGUGAGCAGAUUUAUCCGCAGUGGUUCUAUUUAAAUCAAGGUGGUUUUCCUUUUAGGGAGGGACACUGGAACCUCCGACUCAAAGAGGCACAUAAUAGAAUCUGUGUAAAAUUCUGUGACACCCUGGUGAGUCUGGUGCCGCCAGACUGAUGGCACCCUGGUGCCACUGCACCCCCUACUGAGUGUGUGCUUCGCUGUGCCUGGUGGCCGUGUACCGUGUUCCUCCCAUAGAAUCUGGCCUCUGAGUGUGACCUUUUGUCAUCUUCGUUUUGCUGGUCUGCAUUGAGGGGUGGCGUACAGCCAGAUGGAUCUGUGUACAGAGUGGGGGGAGACCCAGAACAUGGUGUGUCCCCCACAGCAAAUGUGGAUGCUGUCGGUCAGCCAAAGAUUUUCCUAUUCUUUGCUGCUUAAACUUGUGCCUUAUUAUUGUAUAUAAUAAAUGGAUAAAAUGGC